Molecule: messenger RNA, 1620 nt
Organism: Penicillium digitatum Pd1
Lineage: Eukaryota; Fungi; Ascomycota; Eurotiomycetes; Eurotiales; Aspergillaceae
Product: pH-signaling protein PalC
Biological process (GO): cellular response to pH
Cellular component (GO): plasma membrane
Source: RefSeq, a predicted model, not a curated record
AUGGUCUACGCUUUUAGCCUCCCAAAUACCUCGCCCCUCUCAAUUCAAACAUUCAUAACUUCUACCACUCACCCAUCCCUCCCCCAAUCAGCCUCAACAGCACGCCAUGCUCUCCGCCUCGCACUGAAGGCUCACAAGCGCUUACCCCGCGGCUCGCGCCAGGAUGCCCAUCUACCCACAGUUCUGUCCGCUUUGAAUGAAUAUAUCCCCUUCCUAUUCGCAAUUUCGAAUGGACUGAAUGGUCGCUCCGUUCCAACAGAUGCGUACUCCUCUGCUCCCCAAGAUGGUAAUACUUCAGGGGGACCGAAUCUCCGCACCGGCGAAAUAGUCGACAUCACAAUCCAUGCGGAGAUAGAGUCGACAUGGAGAUACACGUUGUCAUCCUCCAGUGGAUUGAAUUUCGGAUCCAGUGGAAAUAUACCAGGUGGAAACAGUAUCCGCACGCGGAAUGGACGGGUCACUGGCCGAGGUAUAUACUUUGAAUUGGCGUUUACUCUCACAACUCUCGGUUAUGUAUUGUGUAGGAUGGCACGCGCGGGCGUUGUCGCUGCGCUAUACACAUCGUCUACCCCGUCUGCAGAGGUCCGCACUGCUGCUGUGCAAACUGCCACGCGGUAUCUACUACAAGCUAGCUCGGUGCACAAUCUGCUCGCGUCUUCGCCAUCUUUCACCGCCGCUACUGUAUCGACAGUACCGGACCUUGAGGCUGCGACACAGUCGGCUCUGUCAUCCUUGGCUAUGGCGGAGGCUACGUUAUUGGCUGUUCUUAAGGAUGAUGCGUAUGUUGUGGCGUGCAUCCAGUCGCGCAAUCCGAAUGAUAAAGAGUGGAUGGUCCAUGCACCUCAAAUUCCAAAAGUGCGCGCUCUGCUAUUUGCAAGACUAUGUGUGCGUGCUGCAGAAUACGCUGAGCAAGCGACUGCAGGUCUAGGCGCUGUUGGAUCCACUUCUGGUCGUGCAGGUCAUGUGGAUGAGGAUUUGACCCGCUAUACAGGAGUUUUGGCUCGCGUUGCUCGGGCACGCGCCUGUCGAUUCUUUGCUGUAGAUGCCGAGCUAUCCAGUAAAGUCGGCGAAGGAAUUGCGUGGUUACGAGCUGCACGCAUUCCCCUCGGGCUACGUGGAGCAGGGUCUUCGCAGGAAGACGUUGCAAGCAUGGGGGGCUCUGCAAAGAGUGGACUUUCCCGUUUAAAGCGCGAAUGGACAGAGCGGCGUGAGGAUCGUCGCGCUACUAAGGAUGCUGGCGGUAGUCGCAGCGAAAAAGGUCCAUUGGAUGCGGGGGACGAUGCUGGUCGUAACGAGGAGGGACGGGUCCUUGCGAUGCUUGAGACAAAAUGGGUGAAAAUUAAUGACACAAUGAACACACAGCCCAUCCCACCCUCUGCAUCAUUGCUGUCUAAUCUGCCUUCUGGUCGUGAUAUUCACCCUCCCCCGGCACUAUACCAACCCCCAUCUUUAGAUCAGGAUCAACUGAUGCGGAUGCGUGCUCCGCCAGAAGAGAAUAAGGAUCUUCAGUUCGGAAGUGACGAUGAUAGUGACGACGAUUCAGGCCAGCCUGAUCAUAGCCGUGGACCUCCGAGUACAUUCCCGGACCGAAGUGCGACAGCGUCGAGAGUUUAUUAUUGA